AUGGAUCGUAGUUGGAUGUAUGGUAGACGUGAUAAAAAGGAUUUCAUGCAUGGGGUUUCGGAGUUCUGUAUGAGUGCUUUACAACAUCAAGCUAGUACGGGGGUCAAAGAGUUUUAUUGUCCUUGUGCCGAUUGUGAGAAUGUGAACACGGUCAAUAAUGUUUUGGUGAUUAGAGAUCAUGUAUUUAUGCGUGGGUUUAGACCUAAUUACCAUGUAUGGGUUUAUCAUGGUGAGAGUGGAGUGUACGUAAGUAAUUCUAGUAAGAAUGUUGUGCAUGAACAAGAAGAAGCUAUCUAUGCGGAAGGGGAAGCCGAUUGUUUUGAGGAUGAGGAUGACGAUGACGUUGAAAAUAAUAUUGAUGAUGAUAAUGAUCGUGUCGAGGACAUGUUGCACGAGGUCGAGGAUGAAGUUCGCGAUCGUGUUUUUGAGUGCUUGUCUAAGGCGGCUGAAACGCCAUUGUAUCCUGGUUGUACAAAGUAUAGCAAGCUUUCCGCUGUUUGCACACUCUACAAUAUCAAGACAAGCGGAGGCUGGACUGACAUUAGUUUCACUGAGUUGUUGGUGGCGCUAAGUGAUAUGUUACCGGCUGGCAAUGAACUUCCCAGGUCGAACUAUUAUGCCAAGAAGCUCAUGUGUCCCUUUGGUUUAGAGUACAAGAAGAUACAUGCUUGUCCAAACGAUUGUCUGCUAUAUCAUAAGCAGUAUAUGAAUUUGGAUAUGUGUCCACGGUGCGGAGUGUCGCGUUACAAACGCAAAGGGGUAAGCGAGGGUAAGAAUGUGUACCCAGCUAAGGUGUUGUGGUAUCUUCCCAUAAUACCGAGAUUCAAGCGCUUGUUUUCGAUAAAAAAAGAUGCAAGGAAUUUGAGGUGGCAUGCAGAUCCUGAUCGAAGGAAGAGAGAUGGUUUGCUUAGGCAUCCUGCUGAUUCUCCCCAGUGGAAGACUAUUGACAAGCUUCAUGACACUUUUGGUAAGGAACCUCGGAAUUUGAGGCUUGGGUUAUGUACGGAUCGGAUGAAUCCAUUUGGCACUCUUAGCUCCCAACAUAGUACAUGGCCAGUACUUUUAGUCAUAUAUAAUUUACCUCAUUGGUUGUGUAUGAAACGCAAGUACAUCAUGUUGUCGCUUCUUAUAUCGGGGCCUAAACAACCGGGAAACGACAUAGAUGUCUAA
Molecule: messenger RNA, 1170 nt
Organism: Spinacia oleracea (spinach)
Lineage: Eukaryota; Viridiplantae; Streptophyta; Magnoliopsida; Caryophyllales; Amaranthaceae
Exons: 1
Coding region: 1-1170 (389 amino acids)
Source: RefSeq, a predicted model, not a curated record